Phragmites australis (common reed) is the source of this 2444-nucleotide messenger RNA. RefSeq names its product exocyst complex component EXO70A1-like. The record is from RefSeq and is a predicted model, not a curated record. Gene Ontology annotation, molecular function: phosphatidylinositol-4,5-bisphosphate binding. Gene Ontology annotation, biological process: exocytosis. The coding region runs from base 293 to 2119 and encodes 608 amino acids. Lineage: Eukaryota; Viridiplantae; Streptophyta; Magnoliopsida; Poales; Poaceae. Gene Ontology annotation, cellular component: exocyst. The transcript is spliced from 2 exons.
ACGGGGAGUCAAGAUGGAGUUACAACAUUUUCUUCUCCGUGUGGAGCCGACCUCCAAAGCCCAAGAACGCGCGUCAAUUUCUCCAAGCAAUCCUCCGUUUCCUACUAUUGGGGAAUUUCGUGGCACCUGUUGAUGUUAAUCCGUAGACACUUCCUCCCCAGAAACUUAAGAAGAUCACUUCUUCUUUUAGAUAGCAUCGAGUUCUCUCUCUUCAUUCUGCGACGCCCACUCAAGAGUCAAGCCUCCUCGAGCUAGCUAGGCCCAACACGCAGCAAGCAAAAUACACAACAGCAUGGGGGCCUCCGUGGCGAAGGCAAUUGAAGAUUUCUCCGAUGCGCCGCAAACGCUAGCGGAGGCCCGGCUUGCCGUCGCCGCGCACGCCGUACUCCAGUGGGACUGCUCCCCCGACGCCGGCACCGGAACCACCGGCGUAUGGGACGCGGAGGCGACCUGCACCAACAGAGACCUCCUCUCCGCAGUCGACGAGAUCCUUCACCUCAAGGAGAUCAACGCGUUCCCCAUGACCUCCCCGGCUCGCAGACGCAUGGACAGCGCCCUCGGCGUCGCCAUGUCGCGCCUCAUGGAUGAGUUCCUCCUCCUCAGGGUCUGGGACGGUUCCCAGCUGCAAGGCAUAAGCGACCUUCGCAUUGCCGUCGAGAGGUUAUCGGUCUCUCUGCCCUCUAGUGGCGGCGUGUGGCUCGCCUUCCCCACCGGCGGCAGCACCAGCACCGGGGAGCUUAGCCUGAGCACCACUGACGAGCUCCGCGCGUCAGGCGGGAGCCUCUCGAGCCUGCCUGAUGUGUUGACCGUCUCCGUGGACGGCACGAUCUCGGAUGAGCUCGAUCUGAUCUGCCCGGCAAGCUUGUCUGUUCUCCAUGAGAUCGCCCUGCGGGUCAUCCGUGCCGGGUACACAAAAGAGCUGCUCCACACAUUCACCAAGUCCCCCUGCCAUGUUUUAGACAGGUUCUUGUCGAUUCUUCAAGUGAAAUGUUCUCUCGAGGCCGACCGAAUCAGCUUCGAGGACGCCGAGUGGUGGACAACGGAGGACAUGAUCAAGCGGUGGAUCUUGGCGACUAAGCUGGUCGGGAAGGCCCUUUCCGUCAUGCAAAGGCAGCUCCAAGCGCUGAGCUGUGGAGCCUUCGAUAGGUUCAAGAAUGACUACUUCUUGGCCAUCGCCAGGAAGAGGAUCCUCAUCUUGCUCAAAUUCGCGGACGGGUUCACCAGUACCCGAUCACCAGAAAAGCUCAUGUAUGUCCUCGACAUGUACGAGACUCUAAGCAACGCUGUUCCUGGCCUCCUGCUCUUGUUUACUGGGCAGCACGCGGAGCUCAUCUCCCGACACCUCGUCGUCGUUCUCGCCAAGCUGGAGCGUGCGUUGAGGAUCGCGAUCGGCGGCCUCGUCGCCAAGAUCCGAACAGACUGUUCGCAGGCAGAGAGUGCCAGCGUCGGCGUCCAUCCGCUGACGCGGUACGCCAUGACCUGCGUCGAGCUGUUGGCACCGCACCGAACCGAGCUGGACGUGAUCCUCGCGAACGGUGACGGAGAUUUACCCGGUGCUCCUGCCGGCGGCGCCGAGCGCGUGACCUCAUUCGGCAGCCUCGUCUCGGAGCUAAUAGCGGGCCUGGAACGCAACCUCGAGGAGAAAUCCGCGCUCGCCUACGCGGAAGCAGACGGCUCGCGGCACCUCUUCCUGGCCAACAACAUAAGCUUCGUGCUCAACCGCGCCUCCGACGUGGCUUCUCUGUUCGGGGACCAGUGGGCCGCACGUCGUCGGAGCUGGCUCGAGCAGCACGUCGCGAGCUACGUCGGGUCUUCCUGGGGUCCGGUCGUCGCUCGCCUGGAGACGCCACUGGGUAGCAGCGGCAAGCAGAAAGCGCUGGCAAAGUUCAACGCCGCGUUUAAGAGAGCACACGGCAGCCAGGUGUGCCGGGAGGUCCCGGACCCCGCGCUCCGAGCGGCCCUGCGGAAGGCCGCGUCGGAGAUGGUCGUUCCUGCUUACACCGCGUUUCUGCAGAAGAACCCGAAGCUUGGAAGAUCCGUCAGGUACACGGCUGACAAUCUGGCCGAAUCACUGUCGGAAUUGUUCGAAGGAGAAGCUGAGGAUGGCAGGAAAUCGUAGUGGCUUUAUGCACCUAGAACAUCUUCAGAUUGUGCCAAUAAGCUUGACCUUCUGUACAAGUUUUGCCAAUUAUUAGGCAAUUAGCUUCCUUUUCCUUCAUGGAUACUAUAGCAGUGUAGUAGAAACUAGCAAAACCUCUUUGAAGAUCCGCAGCAGUUGUCGUGAAUUCUCAAUAGGCAUCAGGGUUGAAAAUGUACGUACCAUUUAUAUCCAACAUGGAGAUGAUUCAGAUGACUAGUCGUAAAUCUGAUCAUCGACACGACGGAUAUACCUAUAUAGUUCAAGAUCUAUCAACAGAACAGGUGCAAACACUGAAGCUCGUUUU